Molecule: messenger RNA, 1455 nt
Organism: Austrofundulus limnaeus
Lineage: Eukaryota; Metazoa; Chordata; Actinopteri; Cyprinodontiformes; Rivulidae
Gene: otc
Product: ornithine transcarbamylase
Biological process (GO): L-citrulline biosynthetic process
Cellular component (GO): mitochondrion
Molecular function (GO): ornithine carbamoyltransferase activity; amino acid binding
Source: RefSeq, a predicted model, not a curated record
UCCACUCCAUGUGUUCAGACAGGAGGUCUGCAGCUUUUCUCUCUGCACAGCAAUGUCUCUAAUAUCUGUCAGCAGAGGCCUUUCCACACGUCUGAAUCCUCUCCUCCACAGCUGCAAACGAGGAUUUGGCACUGGAGCAGCGUCCUUUACCUCAGUGGACUUAAAAGGUCGCAGUUUUCUCACGCUUAAAGAUUUUAACUCGGAUGAGAUCAAGAGGCUGUUAUGGGUGUCGGGGGAGCUCAAGCAUCGAAUAAAGCACGAAAAACAGUAUCUGCCUCUUCUGCAAGGAAAGUCGAUUGGGAUGAUAUUUGAGAAGAGGAGCACCAGAACAAGAAUGUCCACAGAAACAGGUUUUGCUUUAUUGGGAGGACACCCCUGCUUUCUAACGUCGCAGGACAUCCACCUGGGAGUGAAUGAGAGCUGCACCGACACAGCAAGGGUUCUGUCGGGUCUCUGUGAUAUUGUUUUGGCCCGAGUGUACAGCCACUCGACCCUGGAAGAGCUGGACAAGGAGGCUUCCAUUCCUAUCAUCAACGGCCUCUCUGAUCUGUAUCACCCAAUCCAGAUCCUGGCAGACUUCCUGACCUUACAGGAGCAUUACGGAUCUCUGAGCGGACUAACGGUGAGCUGGAUCGGAGAUGGGAACAAUAUCCUUCACUCGUUCAUGAUGACUGCAGCCAAACUGGGCGUUCAUCUUAAAGUUGCUACACCGAAGGGCUAUGAGCCUGAAAAGAGUGUCAUUGAGGAGGCACAGAAGCUGUCUAAACAGCAUGGGACCCAACUAGUUCUGACCUCCGACCCAAUGGAGGCAGCUCAUGGCACCAACGUACUCGUUACUGACACUUGGGUCAGCAUGGGUCAGGAGGAGGAGAAGAAGAAGAGGCACAAAGACUUCCAUGGAUACCAGAUUACGAUGCAGACUGGAAGCGUGGCCAAACCAGACUGGACCUUCUUGCACUGCCUCCCCCGGAAGUCGGAGGAGGUGGAUGACCAGGUUUUCUACUCGUCCCGCUCCCUCGUCUUUACUGAAGCUGAAAACAGGAAGUGGACCAUCAUGGGCCUGAUAGUGUCUCUUCUGACUGACUACACUCCACAGAGCUCCAUGCCGAAGUUCUAACCCCAGGUCGUAACAUUUAACAUCAGAACCACUGAUAAUUACCUCAGCACCAAAGGAAAUGUGUUUAAAUGGUUUAGCUUUAACAGUUUAUGUGCUGUUUUUUAUUUAUGCUUGUCUAAAAAUGGUAAAAGAGGCCAACAAUAAAUUUAAAAGCAUAUUACCCUAGAAGCUUUUUAAAGCAACAUUUAAAUAUGUAUAAGAGAAAUCUUUUCAGACUAAGUUAACCAAUCACAGGUGUGUUGGUCUUAAUUGAAAACACACAUAAGUUACAUUAAAAGAACUGCUGUUUUGUAAAAUUAAUAACAAGAUUAUCUAAUUAAAAUUGUUUGCUGCUGUUU